Tripterygium wilfordii is the source of this 867-nucleotide messenger RNA. RefSeq lists its product as uncharacterized. NCBI's taxonomy places the organism in Eukaryota, Viridiplantae, Streptophyta, Magnoliopsida, Celastrales, Celastraceae. Bases 116 to 613 code for a protein of 165 amino acids. The record is from RefSeq and is a predicted model, not a curated record. The transcript has 2 exons.
AUCCAUCCAAAACCGCAAAACUAAAGCCAUAGAGCUUCACGGCGCCUCAGCGCGCGAGGUCCCCCGACCUCCGCACACCCCAUUUUUCGGGGCUGUGCUCGGACCCAAAAACUCCAUGUCCCAACCGCACCACCACCCCGCGCCACCCCCACAACAAUCGGAUGAGCCACAGACGCAUCUGCCAGCUCCGUUGUCGCUGUAUAAGCAGCACUCAUGGUCUCCGGACAUUUACCGCGAAGAGGCGUGGCUCAAGCGGAAAGGAAACAGCAAGAAUCGGCGAAGCAAGAGCGUCACGGAUGAGGACCUCGAUGAGCUCAAGGCUUGUAUCGAGUUAGGUUUCGGGUUUGACUCGCCGGAGAUAGAUCAACGAUUGUCCGAUACUUUACCCGCUCUAGGGCUCUACUACGCCGUUAACAAACAGUACGUAGAUACCCUUUCGAAAUCGUCGAACACGACGUCGUUUUCCUCGACGGCAUCCGAGUACGAUACUCCGUCUCCCCUCGGAAGCCCCCACACCAUUUUCGGUCCAGGUGAGAAUCCACAGACGGUGAAGACGAGGUUGAGGCAUUGGGCACAGGCGGUUGGUUGCUCGGUGAAGCAAUUUUCCGGCUGAUUAUAAUAUAAUAAUCAGGGUUAGUGAUGGACUCAACCAGGGUUGGGUUACGUUAACAGAGUAACCAAACAUCAACAUCAAGUGAUCAAGAACCAGAAAUCAACUUGGCUGAUAUGAUAUAUAUGUGAUAUGUUAUGAUUUUGUCAACCGACUUAAUAUGUUAUAUGUAAAAAUAAUAAUAUACAUUAGGUGGACGACAACUGGAUUGCAUGUUUGGUUUUUCUUAGUUGUUAUGUUACUGCAUCUUUUUUCCC